Molecule: messenger RNA, 2106 nt
Organism: Chanos chanos (milkfish)
Lineage: Eukaryota; Metazoa; Chordata; Actinopteri; Gonorynchiformes; Chanidae
Gene: rabgef1l
Product: RAB guanine nucleotide exchange factor (GEF) 1, like
Exons: 9
Coding region: 107-1621 (504 amino acids)
Biological process (GO): vesicle-mediated transport
Cellular component (GO): endocytic vesicle; cytosol
Molecular function (GO): DNA binding; zinc ion binding; guanyl-nucleotide exchange factor activity
Source: RefSeq, a predicted model, not a curated record
AAACAAGUGGGUAAACAGUCAACACUGGGAGUGUCAACAUACCAGUUAAGUCAAUGUCGUUGAAGAAGACGAGUUUACGACAACCGAGAUCUCAGACUAACAAGGCAUGAGCUCACAUACGCAACGCAGGGGGAUCCAUGUGGAUCAGGCAGAACUGCUCUGUCGGAAAGGAUGUGGUUACUAUGGAAACGCAGCCUGGCAAGGCCUGUGUUCCAAAUGCUGGCGGGAGGAGAAUCAGCCAUCUCAUAUGAAGCAGAUCCAGGAAGACAGGAAACUGGCAGAGAGGCUGCAAAGAGAGGAAGAAGAAGCUUAUGCAAGUAUCCAACAGGGAGCACACUCUCAACUCUCCAGUUCCCUCUUUGGCAAGUCUGAUGAGAAGAGGACCAACCAGAUAACACGAAGGGUCCCAACAGUUAAAAAGCUUUUCUCUCCAUCUUCUAAGACAACCCCUAAAAAAGAUGUCACGGGGCCUGAGGUACAGACCAGCCCUAGCUCCUCCAGCAGUCAUCAACCCGCUGUGGAGACUGAUCGAGCCACCAGGGACUUCAUUGACUUCCUUAGGACUCUUCACAAGCCUGGACGAGAGAUCUUUAAGCAGAGCAGAGCCUUCACAGAGAGCAUGGUCUACAAGAGGGGCCUUGGAGCACAGGAAAUCUCUGAGCGUGUGCAGGAUUUUUAUCAGAACCUGUCUGACAACUUGCAAACUGUGUUCAAAGGGUCUCCAGAGCAAGUGGAGACUGUUAUGGAUGAGGUGGAGAAAUACGUCACGACGCGCCUGUACGAGGGGGUCUUCUGCCCGGAUUCUACAAACGAUGAGAAAGAAGACCUGGCCAUCCAGAAGAGAAUCAGAGAAUUACACUGGGUGACUACUGAGAUGUUGUGUGCUCCUGUGAAUGCAGAGCUGCCCAAGGUGUCAGACAGUGUGGAGAAGGCCGUCACAGAGAUUAUCGAGAUGGACGCCAAGCGGGUGCCCAAAGAUAAGCUUGGCUGUAUCACCAGAUGCAGUAAGCACAUCUUCAGUGCCAUCAAGACCAGCAAGAGCGAGGCGGCCUCGGCCGACGACUUCCUCCCCACCCUCAUCCACAUCGUCCUGAGGGCCAAUCCACCCAGACUGCGCUCCAACAUCCAGUACAUCACCCGCUUCUGUAUCCCCAGCAGGCUCAUGAGCGGAGAGGACGGCUACUACUUCACCAAUCUGUGCUGCGCCGUGACCUUCAUUGAGAAGCUGAACGCACAGUCUCUGAACCUGAGCAGCGAGGACUUUGAGCUCUACAUGUCGGGCCAGGUGUCUCCUCAGAGACCACACGGCUCCGGGGGGUCGCCUCGCAGCGCUCUACAAGCCGAACCCUCCACCAGGGGCGACGCUUCGGUCGCACAGCUCAGCCAGAGGAUGGACUUGCUUAGCGGGCUGGGCGUCCGACAGGACCGCGUCUUGGAGGGGGCGCGCAGACUGGAGGCCGACCUCAUUGAGUGGACCGACGGGGUGGAACAUUCGGUGCAGGACGUGCUGGAGAAGUUACCCUUGGAGACGAGGCCCGACGCUACCUCCGCCCUCGACUCUGACAACGUCGACAAUGAAGGACUGCCCCCGCCGCUCCAGCCACAAGUGUUUGCUGGAUAGUGCUCUUAUUAUGGUGCUUCGAUAUUUGACCCCUUAACCACCCGGUCCGCACUGACUCUCGUGCUGUAGACCCUGUUACUUUCGUCACGAAUGGGUUUUUUUUAGAUCUCUCCAUCUGUCUCAGGUGAUGAACCUUCCUAUCUUGUCUUUCAGGUCAGUGGGAAAAAAAAAAUAUUUUGCACAUAUUACAAUGUUAUAGUCGAGCUCAUUUCAGCUCAUACAUCACACGUUGUGGUAGAGCUGAGCUGUGCCUCUCCUGUUAACGGUGUCAGACGUUGAAUGACUCCUCUAAAAACGCAAAUAACAACAGGGAACUGAGAGAGGCACCUAGCUCUCCCACAUCCAGUUCGUUCUACUUGUAUUUAUUUUAGAGCAAAAAAGACAGAGUAGAUAAUUAGCGUGCACUUUCAGUGGUACAACCUCUCAAGGAAAUGGUGUAAAAAAACAAAAAAAAAAACAAUCCAUCAAUCUCUUUAUCUUAGUUU